This is a messenger RNA of Haplochromis burtoni (Burton's mouthbrooder), 933 nucleotides long. Its product is annotated as potassium voltage-gated channel subfamily C member 1-like. The transcript has a single exon. Gene Ontology annotation, biological process: protein homooligomerization; potassium ion transmembrane transport. Lineage: Eukaryota; Metazoa; Chordata; Actinopteri; Cichliformes; Cichlidae. Gene Ontology annotation, cellular component: axon; voltage-gated potassium channel complex; dendrite membrane. Gene Ontology annotation, molecular function: delayed rectifier potassium channel activity; protein binding. The record is from RefSeq and is a predicted model, not a curated record. Bases 376 to 933 code for a protein of 185 amino acids.
GAGCAAAUGUAUUCAUGUUCAGGUAUUCAUGUGGAGGUCGCGAAUUCAACAUCGUCAAAGGAUUUGAAUCACACGAACUCAGUAAAUCAAUCGCGCGGGCAGGCAGUCAAUCAGCGGGGAAACCUAUUGAUUCAUAAAAUCCGCAUCCCACACAUUCUCUCUUUCGUACAUAUACACGCGCCUGCAGAUCCCCCCUCUCUCUCUUAGAGAGGCAGAGAGGCUGACUCCUCCUUCCCUUCCUUCUCUCACUUGUGUCUCCUUGUUGGCGGUACAGUAUAACACAAGCAUACAGAUCAGGGACCGACGGUGGAUGGGGAAAGGCAGUAGCCGCAGCAGCAGCAGUCGGACGUACCGACCGAAGGAUGCUCCAGCACCAUGACUUGCUCGGCGUCAGAUAGCGAGAAGAUCGUCAUCAACUGCGGUGGAAUUCGACACGAGACCUACCGGAGCACCCUAAAGACGUUGCCGGGGACGCGUUUGUCUUGGCUGACAGAGCCCGACGCCUACAGCAACUUCGACUACGAUCCCAAGUCCGACGAGUUCUUCUUUGACCGCCACCCGGCCACCUUCGCCUUCAUCCUCAACUACUACCGUACCGGCAAGCUCCACUGCCCCAACGAUGUCUGCGGGCCGCUCUUCGAGGAAGAGCUUGCCUUCUGGGGCAUCGAUGAGACGGACGUGGAGGCGUGCUGCUGGAUGAAUUACCGACAGCACCGUGAUGCAGAAGAAGCCCUGGACAGCUUUGAGACUCCCGAACCGGAUCCACCCGAGGACGACCCUGCACUCACCGGCGGAGCGGAUGGCGACCUGAAACGUCUGUGCAUGCAGGAGGACGGCCGCAGGGCGACACGGUGGGAGGUGUGGCAGCCCUGGAUGUGGGCACUGUUUGAGGAUCCCUCUCUCCUUGUGCAUCAGGUCAGUUUGAGAGUCUAA